AUGCCUUUGCGUGGAACCGACCACACCGAGGAUGUUCGGAGUGACGCAGCCUACUUCAAGACACUUGCGGAUCUGGACGACUGGGCCACUAAACCUCAUGCUGGUCUAGACGGUGUAUUGCCCUACAUAGCGCGCCCACUGGUCGGAACGGAUGCUUCAUCUCAGAACAGAGGCAAACUUCUGGUGUGCCAUGACUACAAGGGUGGCUAUACUGAAACACCCUCGGGGCUCGCCUAUACAUUCAACUUUUGGUCCUACUGCGAUACGUUCAUUUAUUUUUCGCACCAUCGGGUGACGGUACCUCCGGCAGGAUGGAUUAACGCUGCCCACAGGCAGGGUGUGAAGAUGCUCGGGACUCUGAUAUUUGAACACGACGCUGGGCAGCAGGAUUGCUUGCGGGUCCUUGUCGGACACCUGCCGCAGUCGAACACGGGGCCAGCUGCUCCAUCUGCGGACAGCUCAUUUCCCUUGUCGCCACAUUACGCGAAGCUCCUCGCUGAGUUGGCACAUCAACGAGGAUUCGAUGGCUACCUCCUCAAUGUGGAAGUUCCUCUGAUUGGUCGCAUCGAGCAGGCUAGGGCUCUCGCAGCGUGGAUCUCCAUACUAGACAGCGAGCUCAAGCGGAGGAUUGGCUCGCACGCUGAGACUAUCUGGUACGAUAGCGUUGUCGUCACGGGCGAUCUGCGCUGGCAAGACAGGCUGAACAACUACAACCUGCCAUUCUUCCUUCCGUCGUCUGGUUUCUUCACGAACUACACAUGGCGGCCCAACUAUCCGUCCCUCACAGCGCAAUACUUCUUCAGCCUAGAUCCCGCCUUGAUGACCGUCCCCAAAACACUCCAGGACAUCUACGUCGGCAUCGACGUCUGGGGCCGCGGCCAACACGGUGGAGGCGGAUUCGGGUCUUACCGAUCCCUUGCGCACAUCGACCCAGAGUUCCUAGGACUCAGCGUCGCCUUCUUUGGGCCCGGCUGGUCCUGGGAGACCGAGCAGGACAAGCCUGGCUUUUCCUGGGAGACGUGGUGGGCGUACGAGCGCAAGCUUUGGAUCGGGCCCGAGACGGAAGGCGAGGCCGUAGAAGUCCCUCCACACAAUCCCCGUGCGGGCGAGCCGGACUGCCAGCACGGCGAGUUCACCCCCGUCUCUGCGUUCUUCCCUCGACAGGCCCCGCCCAACCCCAGGGAGCUGCCGUUCUUAACAUACUUCUCGCCGGGCAUCGGGUACGCUUGGUUUGUGCAGGGGAAGAAAGCGUACGUAACCACAGCUGGUUGGACAGAUCUCGACAAGACAACGACACUAGGUGACCUUGUAUGGCCACGGCCCUCGCCGCAAUGGAUCGAUUCCCAAGAAGCGCUGCCAGUGCCUGCGACGUCGACCUCGCUCUGCUUGACGGACGCGUGGCUUGGUGGUAGCUCGUCAACGGUGAGU
Molecule: messenger RNA, 1428 nt
Organism: Fomitopsis serialis
Lineage: Eukaryota; Fungi; Basidiomycota; Agaricomycetes; Polyporales; Fomitopsidaceae
Product: glycosyl hydrolase family 85-domain-containing protein
Exons: 7
Biological process (GO): protein deglycosylation
Cellular component (GO): cytoplasm
Molecular function (GO): mannosyl-glycoprotein endo-beta-N-acetylglucosaminidase activity
Source: RefSeq, a predicted model, not a curated record